UUAGACAGUCCUCCAUGGCGCGUGAUGGCGGUGUGCGCGACUACACUUCCUAAUGAGCAACUUCAAUUCACGCCGACGAAGAAGAAGCCGUGGCUCCGUUCGUUUGAUAGCUUUGAUGCUCUUUAUGUUAUUAAUCUUUGCGUCGUUCCUGGUUUAAAACGGCUACUACGAAACUCAAGGUAAUGUCACCGGUUCAACCUGCUGUGACUUUCUGACCAUAAAGAUGAAUCGCCCAAAGCCUACAACUCUCAGGCGCCCCAGCGCUGCAAAGCCCUCAGGCCAUCCUCCACCAGGGGACUUCAUUGCUCUUGGCUCUAAGAACCAGGGAGGAGAGCCCAAAGCCCCAGCUGUCCUCUUGAAGCCAGCAUCCACAGGUUUACCUGCAGACCGUAAGAGGGAGACCACCUCGGCUCUCCCUUCCUCGUCCAGUCUCUCCAACCUAGCCAAACGGCCCAAGCUCUCCACCACUCCUCCGGUCAGUGCGCUGGGACGACUCGCUGAUGUCGCAGCUGUGGACAAGAGGGCUAUAUCACCCUCAAUAAAAGAACCGUCAGUGGUACCCAUUGAAGUGUCUCCAGCGGUGCUGCUGGAUGAGAUCGAAGCUGCAGAGUCAGAGGGAAACGAUGAUCGCAUCGAGGGAUUGCUGUGUGGAGCGGUGAAGCAGCUAAAGAUGAACAGAGCCAAACCUGAUAUCACACUGUACCUCAGUCUCAUGUUUCUGGCCAAAAUCAAGCCCAACGUUUUUGCAACUGAAGGAAUUAUUGAGGCCUUGUGCAGCCUCCUGCGGCGGGACGCCUCCAUCAACUUUAAAGCAAAAGGCAACAGCCUGGUGUCUGUGCUGGCUUGCAAUCUGCUCAUGGCCGCGUACGAGGAGGACGAGAACUGGCCAGAGAUCUUUGUCAAAGUGUACAUUGAGGACUCGCUGGGGGAAAGGAUUUGGGUGGACAGUUCUCACUGUAAAAAUUUUGUUGACAACAUCCAAACUGCUUUUGGCACAAAGAUGCCCCCAAAGAGUAUGUUGCUGCAGGCUGAUACUGGACGCACUGGUGGAGAUCUCAGUGCAGGCAGCAGCCCUCAUCCCUCAACUCCAGACGAGGACGACAGCCAGACUGAGUUGCUGAUAGCUGAAGAGAAACUCAGCCCUGAGGAUGAAGGGCAGGUUAUGCCCAGGUAUGAGGAGCUCGCAGAGAGCGUCGAGGACUACGUGCUCGACGUCCUCAAGGAUCAGCUGAACCGCAGGCAGCCGAUGGACAACGUGUCCCGAAACUUGCUGCGUCUGCUCACAGCCACGUGUGGCUACAAAGAGGCACGACUCAUGGCCGUGCAGAGGCUGGAGAUGUGGCUCCAAAAUCCAAAGCUGACUCGUCCCGCUCAGGACCUCCUCAUGUCUCUGUGCAUGAACUGCAACACCCACGGAACAGACGACAUGGAGGUGGUCUCCAACCUGAUCAAGAUACGACUCAAACCGAAAGUCCUCCUCAACCACUACAUGCUCUGUGUCAGGGAGCUGCUAAAUGCUCACAAAGACAACCUGGGCACGAUGGUGAAGCUGGUCAUCUUUAAUGAGCUGUCCAACGCCAGAAAUCCCAACAACAUGCAAGUGCUCCACACGGUGCUGCAGCACAGUCCAGAGCAGGCUCCAAAGUUCUUGGCGAUGGUGUUCCAAGACUUGCUGACCAAUAAGGACGAUUACCUCCGCGCCUCCCGAGCUUUGCUGAGAGAGAUUAUCAAGCAGACCAAGCAUGAGAUCAACUUCCAGUCCUUUUGCUUCGGUCUGAUGCAGGAGAGAAAAGAGUCCAGCUACGUGGACAUGGAGUUCAAAGAGCGCUUCGUCAUCCAGGUGACAGAUUUACUGACCGUCUCCAUGAUGCUGGGCAUCACCGCUCAGGUUAAGGAAGCUGGCAUCGCGUGGGACAAAGGAGAGAAGAAGAAUCUGGAGGUCCUGAGGUCGUUUCAGAAUCAGAUCGCCGCCAUCCAAAGGGACGCUGUGUGGUGGCUUCACUCCGUGGUUCCUACCAUCAGCAAAGUGGGCGCGAAAGACUACGUUCACUGCCUUCACAAGGUGCUCUUCACAGAGCAGCCUGAGACGUACUACAAGUGGGACAACUGGCCUCCCGAGAGCGACAGAAAUUUCUUCCUUCGCCUUUGCUCGGAGGUGCCUUUGUUGGAGGACACGCUGAUGCGCAUUCUCGUGAUCGGGCUGUCACGUGACCUGCCUCUGGGCCCGGCGGACGCCAUGGAGCUCGCGGAUCACCUGGUUAAGAGAGCCGCCGGAGUCCAGUCCGACGAUCUGGAGGUCCUGAGAGUGGAGAGGAUCCAGCUCAUCGAUGCGGUGCUGAAUCUGUGCACGUACCACCACCCGGAGAACAUCCAGCUGCCGGCGGGGUACCAACCGCCAAAUUUGGCGAUAUCCACUCUGUACUGGAAGGCUUGGCUCUUGUUGCUUGUGGUGGCUGCAUUUAAUCCUCAGAAGAUAGGUUUGGCAGCUUGGGAUGGAUACCCUACGCUGAAAAUGCUCAUGGAGAUGGUUAUGACAAAUAACUACACAUACCCUCCCUGCACUAUUGCGGAUGAGGACACGAAGACGGAGAUGAUCAACAGGGAGCUGCAGAUCUCCCAGAGAGAGAAACAAGAGAUCCUGGCCUUUGAGAGCCACCUGGCAGCGGCGUCCACCAAACAGACCAUCACCGAGAGCAACAGUUUGCUUUUGUCUCAGCUCACCAGCCUGGAUCCUCAGGGUCCUCCUCGUCGACCUCCCCCUCAGGUCCAGGAGCAGGUGAAGACUCUCAACCAGUCCCUGCGCCUCGGUCACCUCCUCUGCCGCAGCCGCAACCCAGACUUUCUCCUCAACAUCAUUCAGAGACAGGCUUCCUCGCAGUCCAUGCCAUGGUUGGCCGACUUGGUCCAGUCCAGCGAAGGCUCCUUGGACGUGCUUCCAGUGCAGUGUCUGUGCGAAUUCCUGCUGCACGACGCUGCAGAUGACAGCCUGCCGAUAGAGGACGACGAGGAAGGAGAGAGCAAAGAGCAGAGGGCCAAGAAGAGACAAAGGCAACAAAAGCAAAGGCAGCUACUUGGACGCCUCCAGGACCUUUUAUUGGGUCCUAAGGCUGAUGAACAAACAACGUGCGAAGUGCUGGAUUACUUCCUGCGUCGCCUCAGCUCUUCUCAGGUGGCAUCAAGAGUUCUAGCUAUGAAGGGUUUGUCACUGGUGCUGAGUGAAGGAGGCCUGAAAGACGGAGAGGAGCGAGAUCAGCCCAUGGAAGAGGACUCUGCGGACGCUGAGCUCUUGCCCGGGUACCAGUGGCUGCUUCAGGACCUCCCGAAGCUGCCCUUGUUCGACAGCGUCAGGGGCAUGACGUCCACCGCCCUGCAGCAGGCCAUUCACAUGGAGACGGACCCGCAGACGAUCAGCGCCUAUCUCAUCUACCUGUCCCAGCAUGCACCAGUGGAGGAGCAGGCUUCUCACAAUGACCUGGCCCUGGUAAUCACGGACAUUGCCCGGCUGAUCGUCGAGCGCUCCACCAUCAUGAACAACCUCUUUUCCAAACACUCCACCCGGCCGGAGUCGGACGCCGUGCUCUCUGCUUUCCUCACCAUCUUCUCUACCUACAUCAGGAGGAUGAGGAAGACCAAGGAGGGCGAGGAUCUGUACAGCUGGUCAGAAUCCCAGGACCAGGUGUUUCUGCGCUGGACUACAGGAGAGACGGCUACGAUGCACAUCCUUGUAGUACAUGCUAUGGUUAUCUUGCUGACUCUCGGCCCACCCAAAGGAGAGAGUGAUUUCUACGCUCUUUUGGACAUUUGGUUCCCCGACAAGAAGCCUCUCCCCACGGCCUUCCUGGUCGACACCUCAGAGGAGGCCCUCCUGCUUCCCGAUUGGUUGAAACUGAGGAUGAUCCGAUCUGAGGUCUCUCGAUUGGUUGAUGCAGCUUUACAAGACCUGGAGCCUCAGCAGCUGCUGCUGUUUGUCCAGUCCUUCGGGAUUCCGGUCUCCAGCAUGAGCAAACUCCUGCAGUACCUCGAUCAGGCCGUCUCUCAUGAUCCACAGUCGCUGGAGCAGAACAUCAUGGACAAGCACUACAUGGCUCACUUAGUUGAGGUGCAGCAUGAGCGAGGUGCCACCGGGGGGCACACUUUCCACGCUUUAUUGAGUUCUUCUCUUCCUCCGCACAGAGAUUCACCAGAAACAAGUAAGGCCAAAGUCACUGUGGAAACGGCCCACAGCUCUCUGAAGAUGAGAGCAGCCAGCCAGCUGCCUGCGGUCGGGCCUGAGGACGAUCUCACCGGCAUGUUGCUUCAGAUCUUCCCCUUGAAAGUGGACCCUCGCUGGCACGGCCCCCCUCCCAGUCAGCUGUCCCUGGCCCUGCAGCAGGCCUUGGCUAAAGAGCUGAUGCGAGCCAAGCAGGGGCACAUCCAGCAGGGCGGUUUGGCGUUUCGCCUGCUGCAGGCCAUCGCAGCCCUGCUCACCUCUGCUCACGCUGGGCCCAUUGUUAUGUCGAUGCAUCACAGCCAUGCGCUCUCGUGUCCUCUAAUGCGCCAGCUUCACCUCUACCAGCGCCUCGUGUCCCAGGACAUCGCUUUCUCCUCUCUGUUCCUCAAAGUCAUCGUUGAGAUGUUAAUCUGGUUGGACAACCCGACUGUGGAUGCAGGACCGUUGAAGACGCUGCUGAAAUCCUUUGCUGGUCAGAACUCUCACAAACACAGACACAACGACGUGCGCACGGGUUUCAUUCACCUGGCCGAGGCUCUGGCUUAUCGCACGGACACCGAGGUGCCGCUGAGAGCCGUCAUGGCGAUGCUGAGAGCCGGAGAGAGAUGUAACGCAGAAGCCGAGCUCAUUGGCAAAGUGUUGCAAGGACUGAUGGAGGUGAAGUCGCCCUAUCUGGAGGAGCUGCUCUCUCUGCUGAUGACUGUUGGUACACAGAAUGGGACCGCCGGGCCUGUUGCCAUGGUGAUCUCCCUGCUCCUCCAGGAAAGCGAGGAGCGAGCUGUGAAAAAGGAAGUGGAUUCUAACAAUGGUUCUGAGGUGACGAAGUCAGGCCUGAGCUCCGGCCUGCUGGUCGACUGGCUCGAGCACCUCGACCCCGAGGUCACUUCGGUUUGUCCGGACUUACAGCAGAAGCUGCUGUUCGCCCUCAACAAGGCGCGAGGCACCCCGGCUUACAGACCUUAUCUCCUGGCCUUGCUUACGCAUCAGUCGAACUGGUCCACGCUGCUGCAGUGUAUCAGCGCUCUCCUCAGCAAGCGCAGAGACUACAAACUUGAUCCAUCGUCAGCUCUGGACUUCCUGUGGGCGUGCAGUCACAUACCUCGUAUUUGGCAAGGGCGCGACCAGAAGAUCCCUCAAAAGAAAACGGAGAAGCUUGUGCUGCGGCUCAGUUCGGAGGAGCUCAUCAGCCUGGUGGACCUGAUCCUGUCGGAGUCCGACCUCAACAGCCGCGACUCGCCCCACGACGACAGAGGCAGCGUGGACCAGGCCUCCAGCUCCCUCAUCCAGUCCAGGCUGCCGCUCCUUCACUCUUACUGCAACGGAGACCUGGAGAACAUCAAGAAAGUAGCAGAUUAUCUCAUCAACUGCACAAAGAAGUGGGAGGACAGUGCGAUGAGCAAGCGCUGCCAGAACUUGCUGCUGCAGAUCUAUCUGCACUUCCCUGAGGUCAUCCAGCACGUCACUCUGCCCGAAGGCACGUUGAGCAGUGGAGGGGCAUCAGACGGCAUCAGCUGCAAGCUGGACGUCCUGGUCCACCGCCUGGUCACGCUGCUUGCCGACAUAGGAGACUCGAAGUCCGCAGAGGGCCGCGUGUCUGAUGCCAACCUCGCCUGCAGGAAGCUGGCCGUGUCGCACCCCGUCCUUUUACUCAGGCACCUGCCCAUGAUUGCGGGUCUCCUGCACGGCCGCAUGCACCUGAACAUCCACGAGUUCCGGCAGCAGAACCACAUGACGUUCUUCAGCAACGUGCUGGCCAUCCUGGAGCUGCUGCAGCCGCUCGUUUUCCACGGCGACCACCAGAGGGCGCUUCAGGACUGCCUUCUGUCCUUCAUGAGGAUCCUUCAGAACUUUCAGAGGACUCGGUCUCCGCUGGUCUUCAUCAACAAGUUUCUGCAGUUCACGCAGAAGUACAUAACGCACGACGCAGCGGCCGCCAUUCCUUACCUACAGAAGCACUCGGACAUCUUACAGUGUAUGUCUGCAGAAAAUCCAGACUUGGUGCAGCUAAAAUCUUUGCUGGCUGGACUCACUUUGCCAGUGAAAAGCUCAUCUUCAGAGGUUCCAGCAGAAGAGAGAGACGAUGACUUGUCCACUGGUUCCCUGCCCUUAGUCAACAUAUCUGCCUCAUUUUCCCUGAGCGCCGCAGACAUGACAAUGUACCUGAAGAAGAUGUCGAGAGGAGAGGCAGUGGAAGAUGUGUUGGAGGUGUUGACGGAGGUGGAUGAGAAGUCGAGGAGGAGCCCGGAGAUCAUACAGUACUUCACUAACGACCUGCAGAGACUCAUGACUUCGUCUGAGGAGUUGUGUCGGAACAUGGCCUUCAGCCUGGCCCUGCGCUGCAUCCAGAACAAUCCCUGCCUGGCCACAGACUUCCUGCCCACUUUCAUGUACUGCAUGGGCAGCGGCAACUUCGACGUGGUGCAGACGGCUCUAAGGAACCUCCCCGAAUACGUGCUUCUCUGCCAGGAACACGCAGACAUCUUGCUCCACAAGGCGUUUUUGGUGGGUAUCUACGGGCAGAUCGAUACCAGUUCAAUGAUUGCAGAGUCCAUGAAGGUCCUUCACAUGGAAGCGACGACGUAGCGGCUCCACGUCUCACCCAAAGUAGCGUUCUCCACAUUCCGGACCUCGAUGGUUUUAGUUCAAACGUUUCUCAGAUUAACACAGCGGCCGGUGCAGCAAUAACUCUGGGGUAAUUUAGUGACUUCAAAGAACGCUUUCAAAACUCCCCCUAAAUGAGUUGGAAUCUGAAACAAAUUAAAACGCAAAUAUGUAUAUUAAAUGUUACAUAAUAAUUAUGGAAAUAGUUUUGACAUUCUUCUUAAUUCUUCUUUAUUUUGGUGGUAUUUUUGCAUUUUUUGGAGUCAGUGAAUUAUCACCAGCUGCGUUAUUCUCCCAGAGCUCCAAGAGAAAAAUGUUUUCAACACAGCUUUUGGCUUCGUAUUUUUAAUAGCUUGAAGACUUCACGCAACAUUUGUCGUAGUUUAUUUUUAUCUAAGAGACAGAGGCUUUUGUCUUAUAGCGUGCCAUGUCAUCCUCUCUUCUCCAUCACAAAUUAUUGAGAAAGAAUAAGAUUUAUUUUCUAACGAGUCGAGUGGUCACUGGUCAUUUGUCUGUGAGUAACCACUCGUUUUUCAGUAUUAAAUUUACGAAGCCAAAAAUCCCAAACUUCAAACCAAUAAUCUAAAUUCUUUGAAUACCUGGACACCAUCGCAUCAGCCUUAGUGUAAACUUAAUAAAAUACAUUUUGGAACAU
Molecule: messenger RNA, 7466 nt
Organism: Mugil cephalus (flathead mullet)
Lineage: Eukaryota; Metazoa; Chordata; Actinopteri; Mugiliformes; Mugilidae
Gene: ints1
Product: integrator complex subunit 1
Exons: 48
Coding region: 224-6793 (2189 amino acids)
Biological process (GO): U2 snRNA 3'-end processing
Cellular component (GO): integrator complex
Source: RefSeq, a predicted model, not a curated record